CCCAGUGAAGCAAUAGAAAGCGCCAGCAAGAGCACAAGCGCCGACAAAAACUUUCAUCGCCGGCAUCGCUAAAAUAGACCAUAGUAAUAAAAAGGAUUUUGUACUUUCAGUUCUUAGUUUUAUCUUAUAGACGCCAAAGCAUUCAGCACCAUGGACAGCGUCCGCGCAGCGGUUUACCUGAGCGUUUUCCUCUCGCUACUGUGCGUCUGCAGGGGUCAGAUGUCACUGGACAACCGACUGACCGAACAAGAGGAGCAGUUCAUCAAAAGAGACCUGGCUGAGGCGCUUGAUGAACUUCUGGAUGGAGAUCAGGACAAUCGGAUAUCUGUGGAGAAAAAAGCUAGCGUCAUUCCACGGUGUGAUGUUGGAGAGCGCUGCGCUAUGAAGCACGGACCGCGCAUCGGGCGACUAUGUGAUUGUAUGCGAGGAACAGCCUGCAAUACUUUCUUCUUGCGCUGCUACUGAUGGAGCUCGCCGCCAACUCUCCCCUCUCUCAGGCACUGUGCUAAGAAACCCGUGACAGCAAUGCUUGGGACACUUGGUUUAAGAUUUAACGGUUUAAUUCUACGCGUGAAA
Messenger RNA from Labeo rohita (rohu), 576 nucleotides. RefSeq names its product cocaine- and amphetamine-regulated transcript 4 (gene cart4). Gene Ontology annotation, biological process: adult feeding behavior; negative regulation of appetite; cellular response to starvation. The transcript is spliced from 3 exons. The record is from RefSeq and is a predicted model, not a curated record. Lineage: Eukaryota; Metazoa; Chordata; Actinopteri; Cypriniformes; Cyprinidae. The coding region runs from base 151 to 465 and encodes 104 amino acids. Gene Ontology annotation, molecular function: neuropeptide hormone activity.